AUGGUUCCGUCUGAUAAUGAUGCCUCCAGAGCUUUGGUUUAUCUUCUCCAGAGGGCGAGGGGGAUAUCGCAGAUAUUCCGUGUCCACGCCCGGUUGAUCGCCGGAGGGCUCGCCGGAGAAACCUUCUUAGCCGGCAGGCUCCUCCUCGCCGUCGCCGAGCUGGGGACCGUAUCGCCGGAGGAAGCGCCGGCGUACGCGGAGCUCGUCUUCUCCGGCGCCGGCGAGCCCAACACCUUCCUCUGGAACACCCUCAUCAGAAUCCACGCCGCCGGGGCGGACCCCCGGCGAGGGGUGGCGGUCUUCCGCCGCAUGCGGCGGCGAGGGGCGGCGGCGGACCAGUACACCUUCCCCUUCGUCCUCAAGUCAUGCGGCUUGUCCUCGAGCUGGGAAGAAGGGAGGGAGAUCCACGGGGAGAUCAUCAAGAGAGGAUGGGAGUCUCACCUGUUCGUGACUAACGCGCUGAUCGCCUUGUGCUGCCGCUGCGGGGAGCUGUGCCAUGCUCGGAAGUUGUUCGAUGGGAUGCCUCGCAGAGAUCUGGUUUCCUGGAACUCGAUGAUCUCCGGGUACGCCGGCGGCGGGGGGAAGAUGAUGGAGGCCCAGGAGCUGUUCGAUGAAAUGCCGGACAGGGACGGCUUCUCCUGGGCGAUCAUGAUCGACGGGUACGGGAAGAAGGCUGGAGAACUGGAAUCCGCUCGCAAAUUGUUCGAUGAAAUGCCGGAGAGAGGAGAUCUCGUGUGCUGGAACUCGAUGAUCGCCGGAUACGUCGCCGUGGGAAGGAUGGAGGAGGCGCGCCGGCUGUUCGACUCCAUGGCGGAUCAGAACGUCAUCUCCUGGAGCACCAUCAUCGAGGGCUACGUCAACCAUGGGGAUCCCAAGGAGGCUCUGAGCUUGUUCCAGCGGAUGCUCCUGCGGGGGGUGAAGGCUGACAGAGUCUCCGCCGUGGGGGCGAUCUCUGCGUGCGCCCAAUUAGGCGCGCUCGAGCUCGGGAGAUGGAUCCACUUCUAUCUGCGCAAGAACAGGAUCCAUCUCGACGUGGUGAUCCACACAGCACUGGUGGACAUGUACAUGAAAUGCGGCAGCGUAAAAAACGCCAGAUCCGUCUUCGAUCGGAUGCCGAACAGAAACGUCAUCUCCUGGAACGCGAUGAUCGUCGGCCUCGGCACCAACGGCCGCGGGGAAGAAGCCCUAGACCUGUUCCACCAGAUGGAGGAGGACGGUAUAGCCGCGGACGAGCUCACGUUCCUCGGCGCCCUCACCGCCUGCGCACACACAGGUCGAGUGGAUGAAGGCCUCGCCAUCUUCCGCCGGAUGAGGAGCAGAUCUCAGAUCGGAGUGGAGCACUGCGGCUGCGUGGUGGAUCUCCUGGCGCGCGCCGGCCGGCUCCGCGAGGCCAGGGAGCUCAUAGAGAAGAUGACGGUGGCGAUGGCGAUGGAGCCGGCGGCGGUGCUGUGGGGGAGCUUGAUGGCGGCGUGCAGAGUGCACGGGGAGGCGGAUCUGGCCGAGGAGUGCGGGCGGCGGCUGGUGGAGAUCGACGGUGGCGGCGGCGGCGAGGAAGCGGGGGCUUUGGUGCUGCUGUCAAAUGUGUACGCGGAGGCGGGGAGGUGGGAGGAGGUGUGGGAGGCGAGGGAGGGGAUGAGGAGGAGGGGGAUGAGGAAGGAGGGAGGGAGGAGCGCCAUCGAAGUGGAAGGGGAGCUUCUGGAGUUCGCGAGUGGUGAAGGAGCACGAAUGCCGGCGAUGGCGGAGGAUAUAUACGCCGUCGUCUUGGGGCUCUCUAAGCUCUCUGAGAAUCCAUCGGGUUAUUAUUAUUAUUUUUCUUCUGGUCUGGCAGUUUAG
Spirodela intermedia is the source of this 1833-nucleotide messenger RNA. The record is from the annotation of a GenBank genome assembly. NCBI's taxonomy places the organism in Eukaryota, Viridiplantae, Streptophyta, Magnoliopsida, Alismatales, Araceae.